UGUCAUCUGGCGAAGGUCAGUCUGCAGAUAACCUCUCCAGGAUACGACGGUAUAAAUGGCCGACUUCCAGCAAGAUGCGUCACUCGCAACUCACUGCCAUGGCCCGCAUUUCCAGCACGUUUCUCGCCUUUGCUGCCCUCGUGGUCACAGGGUCACUGAGCUUCGCGGACUGCUCUUCUGUGGGAAAGAACACGGAAGUCGGUGUCUCCAGCAGCAACUACUCUUCCACGGUGACAGCUGCCGUCGGCAGCAUUACGAGUCUCCGGUGCCCCGUGUCCUCCAGCGACAAAGCUUCACAGGUGGAAUGGAGGCAUGGAAGCUACGACACCACCAACAGGCGUUUCUUCAAUGCAAGUAACCUAGAAACUGGUGAGAGGAUUCUGCAGAUAUUCUUCGUGCAGUUCAAUGACACCGGCGUCUAUGUCUGCUCUGUCCCUGGCAUACCGACCGAGGAACACUCGGUAUAUCUCUCUGUCAUCGGUUCAGACGGCUCUUCUGGCGAGCAGAGCGCAGAACGGUCGUCUUCCGUGGUGACGGUGGUUGUCGGCAGCACUGCCUAUCUCCCGUGUAAAAUGCCCGACAGCGAUUCAUUGAUACUUACUCGGUAUGGAGUCGAGCCGAACACAAGCUCCACGUUUGACCGUGUCAGCGGAGUGAAGAACAAUCAGUCUGAUACACUGGAUAUGAAGAUAAGUUCAGUGCUAAAGGAGGAUUCGGGCAUCUACUUCUGUUAUCUCGCCGGUGUGGCAAACGGCCGACACACGAUACAUUUCUCUGUCGUCGAGCCGGAGAUUUUGGGGGAGCGUACCAGAUACGUUGUGGAUGGUGACUCCGUCAGCCUGAUGUGUGUCCUCGACCCCAUUCCAACAUCGGAGGUCAACAUCGAGUGGACGCGAGAUGCUGGAGAUGAGAUCGUCCACCUCCAUCACAACGAACGCAUCACCACCGUCGUAGAGAGAGGUACAGCUUUGAAGAGCACCUUGGUGAUCAACAACAUCCAGCUGGUGGAUGCUGGAAACUACACCUGCACUCCAUCUGAAAGCAAUAGCUCAGCAACCGUCGCUGUUCACGUAGUACAUAGGCGACUUCAAGCUGAAACUAAUGCUCCAGAACAAUCAUCUGUGAAUGUGACUCUCAACGAUAUGGAACCUCGUACCUACUGAGGAAGCCAGCAGAAGUGACGGAAAGGAAGAGAGGGUUGAUGAGUACGAAUGAAGAGAGGGCUGACUGACUAAACUACGAGUACAGUGGUUGGUCAAGUAAGUCCUUGCGACGCAAGAGUACGCGAACAAACUUCAAGUAUUGGUAAUACACACAGAAAAGGAAAGACUCAUGUGGAUGAAAGGAGAAUAACUGAGGCAGAAUGAAAAUGAACGCAUACAUAGCCUCGUGUAAUCGUUUGUAUCUUUAGCAUUUUGGUUAUAAUAAAAUUUCCAAUUUCUGUUCA
This is a messenger RNA of Schistocerca nitens (vagrant locust), 1447 nucleotides long. RefSeq lists its product as uncharacterized. The coding region runs from base 75 to 1163 and encodes 362 amino acids. The transcript is spliced from 8 exons. Lineage: Eukaryota; Metazoa; Arthropoda; Insecta; Orthoptera; Acrididae. Gene Ontology annotation, biological process: synapse organization. Gene Ontology annotation, cellular component: neuron projection membrane. The record is from RefSeq and is a predicted model, not a curated record.